ACAAAAAUACGAACAGGAACUGCUCAUUUCUGUUCGAAUGUACUGAGAGGCAGGAAGUGAAUUGUUCAUUUCAGGUUUCCUCUUAAACAAUUUCUGACCCUCACAUGGCGCAUCGUUUGAUUCUCUUUGGCUUUUUAUUGUGCACAAGAGGCACAUUGAGCAUGAAGACGUUGAACCACGUAACUGUGAGAACUGGAGGAAAUGUUACUAUCCCAUGUCUGUAUGAUGACCAGUAUAAACUAAACCAAAAAUACUGGUGUGAAGGGCAUCUAUGGACCUUGUGCCAGAUUAAAGCACAUACAAACAAAACUGCUAAAUGGCAAGUAACUGAUUACCCAGCAAAGAAUAUUUUUACUGUGCAACUCAACAAUCUGUCAGCCUCUGAUUCUGGAUAUCACUGGUGUGCUGUAGAGAUUGGUACCCAUGCCAACCCCGAUGACAAAGAAAGUUUGUAUUUAACAGUUAAAACAGAUCCUGAUGUCUCUGUGGUGAGCAGCAGUGUAACUGGACUGGAAGGUGGUAAUAUCAGUGUCCAGUGUUUUUACAGUUUUGGAUAUAAGACUGCACAUAAACGGUGGUGCAGAUUCAAAGACAAGAUAUGUUACAAAGAGGGUAGGACUAACACAUCCCAGAAUUCAUCAGUCCAGAUUAGUGAUGAUGGGAGAGAAUCCUUCACUGUGUUGAUGACUGGACUGACAGAGAGUGAUUCUGGCUGGUACUGGUGCUCUGUAGGAGAUCUAGAGGUUCCUGUUCAACUCUUUGUUCAAUGGGACACUGAAAAGUAUAGAACCUCAGAUAAUGCUGGUUCUGCUUUUCCUACAUGUGAAAAUGACCAAACGGCAAGACAUGAUACAGAGGACAGAAAUGGGAUUUUACUGCUACUCUGGAUUGCUGGGCCGUUACUUCUGCUACUGAUGGUGGUUUUGUUAACCUGGAGGAUCAAACGAAAACACAAUGGAGCUUUGGUCACACAAGCACCCGAUGCAACUUCUAUGACAGAGGGUCCUCUCUGCUAUGACACAGUGGUCUUCAAGAAAGGAAAGGAUCAUGAUCAAGACCAGAUCUCCACUAGCUGUUGAAGGGGAGAAGCGGGAGAGAGAAGAGGGGGCAGCAAGGUGAUUUGCAAUUUAUCACACUGUGGUGAUAUUCAGGUGUAGAUUUCAGCUUUUGCGAGAGAGUUCUAUGACGUUGAUUCUCCCAGAGUUCUUUGACUUUUACUGGAAAUGCCGCCUUUUGGGUGUAGACAUCCUGGUGCCAGCCUUACAUUAGUUUAAUAAUUUUAAACCAUGACCUGCACUGCACAUAUAUAACUAAUAUUGGCAUUAUAUUCAUGAUGUUAGCCAGAGGGGAACUGGCCCCCACAGUGAGCCUGGUUUCUCCCAAGGUUAUUCUUCUCCAUUAACCAACAUCUUACGGAGUUUUGUGUUGCUUGCCACAGUCGCCUUCAGCCUGCUCACAGUGGUUCUAAAUACUAAAUAUUAUUUAAUUACCUAUUUUUAUACACACUUCAUAAUCAUAUUUAAUCAAACUACACAAUGAUGAAUCUAAGACUUUAUAGAUAUUAUGGUUUUAUUUUCUGUUAAGGCAUGAUUUUCUGUAAAGCUGCUUUGAAAUGAUCUGUGUUGAGAAAGGUGCUAUGCAAAUAAAAAUUACUUGACACACACACACACACACAUCUCAAAUGAAGGCAUAAUUUAUUCAGAUAAAAUUAGGUGGUUUAUUUUUUAUCGACAUUUGAGAUAAAUACACAAACUAUUGUGUUGUUGAGCUGAAGCGUAACAUCUUGAGCUGUAACAAAUAUUUAUAUACCCUGAUAUGAUAUAUACAUAUUUGUCUGUAUAAUGCUGAUGUAAAACAACAACAAAAAAUGAUCAACAUCCUAAAAACCCCCAAUACUGUUAUAUUGAAAAAACGUCCAUAUCUAAUAGCUUACAAAAACUGAGCUGUGAAUCUAGAGUACCAUUUGCUUAUUCACAGUGUUAGUUCAACAGAGGUCAAGAAGAGAGUAAAUGUCCCUCAAAGAGAAUAUAGAUGCAAAUACUUAAGUGUUGUCCUUACUGUCUUCCUUUCACAAACAUACCACCCAUCCGCUUUUGGUUCUGGUUUUCACAAGGUUACUCUCUUGUCUGCAGCCUGCCUUUCAACAUAAAAAUAAAUACAAACAGGAAUGCAUCUGAUAGAUAAAGAUACUUGAAAUAUGAAGACAGCAUCUGCUAGAAGGAUAUCAAAGCUAUUCACACUGCCUAACGCAAGCAGAAAAAAUUAAAAUGUUUGACACAGGAAUGUCAAAUCUCUCCAGAAAUGUCCUUUGCUGUCUUUGCAGUCCCUUUCCAAGAGUCUGUUGAAAUCUUUUGACCUAAAUCUGUGUUUGCAUUUCACAGUUAGAGAAAAACUAAACUUUUGGUAGUUUCAAUUAAUCUCUUCCUUUCAAGGUAGGUCUAAAAUAUUUCCAAAGACAUUCAUUACACAUGUAAUUGGCUCUCAGAAAAUUCCUCCAGUGAAUCAUCCUGUCAUAUAAAAAGUAGGACUGUUCUCUUAAAGGAAUAGUUCACACAAAAAUGAAAAUUCUGUGAACAAACCAAACACAUGGUGUUAAAGGAAUAUUCCGGGUUCCAUGCAAGUUAAGCUCAAUCGACAGCAUAAUGCUGAUUAC
Messenger RNA from Myxocyprinus asiaticus (Chinese sucker), 2653 nucleotides. Its product is annotated as CMRF35-like molecule 7. The record is from RefSeq and is a predicted model, not a curated record. Bases 105 to 1079 code for a protein of 324 amino acids. The transcript has 8 exons. NCBI's taxonomy places the organism in Eukaryota, Metazoa, Chordata, Actinopteri, Cypriniformes, Catostomidae.